AUUAGAUACCUCGAUGGAUCUGAAAAGUGAGUUUGGAGACUGCAGAUUUGUGAUAAUGCAAGGAAGUGCAGACCGAACAAAAGAUCUUGCGAAUUUCUUUCAUAAUUCGUUAGAGUUGCCGUUUGGUGGAAAGGAAAUUGGAAAGACCGAACGUUACUCGAUGUACAAGGUGGGAAAGAUCCUGUGUGUGAGUCAUGGGAUGGGCAUGCCCUCGUUGAGUAUAGCUCUCAAUGAAGUGUACAAGCUUCUUCACUACGCUGGUUGCCUUGACAAAUGUACUUUCAUUCGCUGUGGUACAUGUGGGGGCAUUGGCGUAGCUCCUGGAAGUGUGGUUGUAUCAACAGAAUGCUGUGACGCUGAUCUCAAUCACUUUUACACACAGUCCGCGCUUGGCAAACACUACCAAUACCCUGCGAUCGCUGAUCCCGAAGUGGUUCGUCACCUCCAAUUGCUCGCCGAAGAGAACGGAAUCCCCGUGGUGUCCGGCGUUACUCUGUCUGCUGAUGGAUUCUACGAGGAUCAAGGUCGCACAGACGGUUUCUUCUGUGAGUACGAGGAGGCGGACAAGUUCUCCUUUCUGCAGAAGCUCCACGCUGCGGGCGUGUGCAACAUCGAGAUGGAGGCGCUGCUGUUCCUGGCGUUUGCUCGACGCGCGGGUGUGAAAGCGGGCGUGGUCUGCACGGUGAUCGUGGAUCGACUGAAGGGAGAUCAAGUCACAUCCACUGCAGAGGAAUUGGAAGAGUUUAUGUGCGCGAACUGGAAGUUGCUGAGUCAUUUUGUGUGUGAAUAAACGAGUGGAACAC
This is a messenger RNA of Blastocystis hominis, 803 nucleotides long. RefSeq lists its product as hypothetical. Gene Ontology annotation, molecular function: uridine phosphorylase activity. The record is from RefSeq and is a predicted model, not a curated record. The transcript has 6 exons. Gene Ontology annotation, biological process: uridine catabolic process; nucleotide catabolic process. Gene Ontology annotation, cellular component: cytoplasm; cytosol. The coding region runs from base 14 to 790 and encodes 258 amino acids. Lineage: Eukaryota; Bigyra; Opalinata; Blastocystidae.